This is a messenger RNA of Recurvomyces mirabilis, 2334 nucleotides long. RefSeq lists its product as uncharacterized. The transcript has a single exon. The coding region runs from base 1 to 2334 and encodes 777 amino acids. NCBI's taxonomy places the organism in Eukaryota, Fungi, Ascomycota, Dothideomycetes, Mycosphaerellales, Teratosphaeriaceae. The record is from RefSeq and is a predicted model, not a curated record.
AUGUUUGCGCCACCGCCAUUGCAGUUCUCGCGGGAGGAGAUCGAGCGGUUGAAGCUGGAGUAUGCAGCAAAACUUGAGGAAGAGAAGAGAAAGAGUGUCGCGAGCGGCAAGUCGGGCAAGUCUGGCAAAUCUGGCAGUGAAAAGAGUGCAAAGUCACCUACCUCACCACGAAGCUUCGACUCAUCAAGCUCGAAAUCGCGCAAGAAGUUCUUUGCGCGAAGCAGCAAGUCGAAGGUUGCGCGAUCGAGUUUGCAGGAUGUAGAGACUUCGCCGACUGGACGAAAGCAGAGCAGUGAUGGUGCUGUCCCAGAAGAAGGGGAGCGGGAAGGGAGGGUGGAGCGGGCGGCCUUACCUGCUUCUUUUGGCGAGAAACCUCGGAAGGCUCCCGAGCCUCCGCCACGACGGAAGCCUGUCCGGCCAUUCGAAGACUCGUACUCAUCACCGAGGAUCCCGGUAUCAGCGAGAUAUCCGCCGAAGCCUAGCACACCGCCACCUGCUCCUCCUCCAGGCAAGACUCCGCCGCCCAUACCUGAACGAUCGCCGCGGCGGCAGUCGGCCAACCUGGAUGCGCCGAGGAAGCUUACGGCUACGGGUGCUUCGAUUGACGCCGCACUGUCGGAUGCGCUAGCACAGCUGUCUACACAGGGCGAUGUGUUCCCCACGCAGACGGAAAAGGCGACUGCUCUGCCUCAAGUGCGAGUAGCUUCUCUGGAAACAGGGUGGAUCAAUGGCUUCGAAUCACCGGUAGUGAAGCCAAUCAUGAUCAGACCUCCACGCACUCUUCCAGGCGAUAUGCCCACCAAGCCUAGACCAGCCAGCCGCGAACUAAAAAGUCGUUCGCCAGCUCGUGCGCCAGCAGUACAGGGCGCCAAGGUCGACAAGUCCCUUAGGAAAAGCGCCAGUCUUGCCGCGACCAGAGAAGCAACGGCAGUCAAACUGGAAGAACCUGGGAUUGCGCCAGUCCGGCGUGCCACCGAGCCUGCUGUUGAGCCGAUGAGAGACAGCUGGGUGCCUGGCAUGCCACAAGGCCCAUGGAAGCAUAGGAAAAAGGGCGAGACAAUGAGCCAAUUAUUAGACGCAGGGUUCUUUCCCUCUCAAGAGCAUCUGACAGUCAUACCUGACAAGAAGUAUGUUCAGCAACACAUACAUGUGAAACUGCCGCCACCGUUGGCGAUGAUAGACAAGGCUUUGCCUGCUACGCCACGUAGCAUCAGCGGGACACCAACAGAGGUCUUCCUGGGGUCACCACGGAGAGUACUUCCACUAGGGCCAGGAGUGAGUAAGAAGCGGCGAACGAAGAAAGUUCGAAGUCCGUUGUCCCAGAUCGCGGUCACAGACCCCCGGGCCAACUUUAACGACUUUCCGCCCGGUGCAUUACCUGGCAGGCUCGCUUCGAUCCCGGAAACGGUGCACUCCACUGAGAACUCACCGCCUCCCUCUUCAGGCAUGACGACACCAAUUGCCACGCAGAUACACCUCAGAGGCGGAUCUGUGGUGACCGUGACGCCUCCUGAAUUUACCGCCUGGCAAAGACAUGCGUACAUGCCUGGACCUAUCAAGCUUCUCACCCCAAUGAUCAUGCCGCGAAAAGACUCGUUAGCCAACCUUGAGCCGUUCCAGGAAGCGAUCGAUAAGGUAUACCAGCACGCACUUGCAGUGCCGAGACGGCGGAGCGAUGACGCGGCUGUUGAAGACAUCUGCGAAUGGUUCGACGACUUUGGUUUUGCCGAUGUCAAAUAUCAAGGCGAUACCGUGUUGAUCGAGAACAUCAUGCUGGAAGAUCUCGAGGAAAUGGACGGCGAGGAUGGCGAGGACAACUCAGCCAUGGAGAGAUUCAGCACUCCACCAUUAGAAGCCACAGUCUCACCGGUCGAGAUGAUGAUAGCCAAGGAGGUCGUGGACUCGGCAAGGAGGGAGUCAUUUCCAAUACCUCCCAUCCCACCAAUAGAGACCGAGGAAUCCCUUCGUGCCAGAGGUAUUGCGCGACUUUCUCGAAUGUCGACUGCAAGUGACAGAAGUCGCAGACCCUCCACAGCUUCUGGCAGGAAAGUAUCCAUCGUCUCAUUCGCUCCUCAGCCAGAGCAGACUAUGCUUUCGCCACUCACCCGCACUACAACCGAGACGAGCAGGAGAAGCUCACGAAACCCCAGUAUAGGACGAUCGUCGUCGGACUACAACGAUGAUGUAGUGGAGAUGGAUCUCCAGUCAGGAUGGGUUGCACCAGUAGCCAAUGGCAAGAAGGACGUGUCGCACAAGGGUUCGCCCACCGAUGGCAAACUUCAGCGCAGUCCCAUGGCUAAGAUGCGAGGGUUCAUGAAAUCGGCUGUAAAUUAA